AUGAGUAGAAAUUUGUUCUUGACAUUAAGAUUGAUACAAGAAAUUCUUCAAUUUCUUGCUGCAAGUCAGCCUUUUUUGCAAGAAUAUCGGAGAGACAAAGCGCUACUUAGUAAUGAUUACGUUUAUGCUUUCUUUUGGUUACCAGAAAAUGUUCGCAUCUUGCGGAACGAACAUCCAGAAAUAGAUUUUCAACGUCUUUUAAACAACUUCGUUUCAUGCGAAAAAUAA
Molecule: messenger RNA, 228 nt
Organism: Clunio marinus
Lineage: Eukaryota; Metazoa; Arthropoda; Insecta; Diptera; Chironomidae
Source: the annotation of a GenBank genome assembly